Halteromyces radiatus is the source of this 950-nucleotide messenger RNA. RefSeq lists its product as uncharacterized. Gene Ontology annotation, molecular function: RNA binding. The record is from RefSeq and is a predicted model, not a curated record. The transcript is spliced from 2 exons. Lineage: Eukaryota; Fungi; Mucoromycota; Mucoromycetes; Mucorales; Cunninghamellaceae. Bases 145 to 888 code for a protein of 247 amino acids.
GUCAAACUAGAUUCUCCUGUGAAAAGAAAACCGGGUUCAUUCCCCGAAGAGAUUCGAGCCAACCAAAAGAAAACUAGCAGUAAGAAACGAAUAUCAUACCAUGAACAGCAGUAUCAACCUUUACGUGUGGAAAUCAAACCAACAAUGGAUUUAUGCAAUUUAUAUAUCAAAGGUUUAUCCUUGGCCAUGACCAGUACCGAACUCUUCAAUCUCUUCAAACCUUUUGGCCGUAUCAUCAGUGCACGUGUGAUGGACUCUGAUCGUGGUAUUUCAAAAGGAUUUGGUUUUGUCAGUUUCAGUCAUCCUUUAGAAGCAGCAUCAGCUUUAGUUCAUUUACAUCGACAAUACAGUAUUCAGUUCCAUGAACCCAAGAUGACAAGACCUGAUCAUGAUAUUUUACAACAAUAUUGGUGUUUGGCUCAUUCCUCUCUUGCUCCUUAUUUUUAUCCUUCUUCGUCUUUCCCUUCUACAUCUUCUUUGGUUUCAACUACCACUGAUCCUACCAUGAUACCUUAUUAUCUUUAUCCAUCACGUCAUUAUCCUUAUCCUCCUUCUACUCCCACUUCUUUUUAUUAUCCACCUACCCAUUCUUAUUACGCGUCUUCUUUUCCUCCAGCUGCAGAUAUUUACAUGUCACAUCAGUACCUUCCACCACCUUUACCACCAAUACAACAACAACAACAGGAUCAAGUCAUGACUGGAUCAUCAUCUCAUGUCACUCCACGAACUCGGAUGCAAUUAGCGGUACAACAAGCACUAGUCAAUGAUAAGGAACAACAAACUAUGGUGGAUAUGAUGAUGAUGUUGGAUCAAGCUGAACAACAAAAAUGUCUACAAGAUCAAGCUUAUUUGAAGGAACGUUUAGAUGAAAUCCGUCAAAGUCGAUAACAUACUUUAGUGUAGAUAAUAACAGUGAAUAGUGAUUUAUCUUUUUUUUUUUUUUUGAAUAU